Molecule: messenger RNA, 1603 nt
Organism: Gadus morhua (Atlantic cod)
Lineage: Eukaryota; Metazoa; Chordata; Actinopteri; Gadiformes; Gadidae
Gene: or6at1
Product: odorant receptor, family 6, subfamily AT, member 1
Exons: 4
Coding region: 39-1094 (351 amino acids)
Biological process (GO): G protein-coupled receptor signaling pathway
Cellular component (GO): membrane
Molecular function (GO): G protein-coupled receptor activity; olfactory receptor activity
Source: RefSeq, a predicted model, not a curated record
GUUUUGUGUUGUAGGUGUUUACCUGUCUACUGAGUAGAAUGGACCUAAUGACGUUUGAAAAUGUACAACGCAGCCCUACUGAUGUCCAUGUGAGCUGGUCUGGCGGUCAGAGAGCCAUGACUCAGAACGGCAGCCGGCCGCCUGAAGUCCUGUCCUACUUCAUUAUCCAGGGCCUCAGCAAUCUUGGGGAGACCAGGAUCAUAGUUUUCUAUAUCUUCCUGGUGGCUUACAUCUUCAUCCUGGUUGGAAACAGCAUGAUCAUAUUCAUGAGUUUGACCAACCCAAAGCUCAGCUCCCCUAUGUACUUCUUCCUCCACAAUUUGUCCCUGGUCGACAUCCUGUAUACCACAGUCACCAUCCCCAACAUGCUCUCUGGAUUAAUGACCAAAACCCACACCAUCUCAGUCCGUGGCUGCUUCGUCCAGAUGUACUGCUUCAUCCAAAUGGCUGUCACUGGACGGGGCAUCUUAACGGUAAUGGCAUACGAUCGCUACAUGGCCAUCUGCAACCCGUUGCACUACACAGCGGUCAUGACCAGGCCCUUCCGCUGUGUCCUCAUCGCAGCGGCCUGGGUCUUUGGGGCCAUAUGCAGCCUCCCCGGGACGGCCCCUUCCUGGAACAAGACCUACUGCGGCCCCAACAUUGUGCGCCAUGGCUGGUGCGACCCGUCAUCCGUCAGACGUUUGGUCUGCGGUGACACCUAUUCAGACAACAUUCUCUCACUCUCCUCUGCCUUGGUGGCUCUACUGCUCACCGGAGUGCUUAUUGUGACCUCCUACAUUUUGAUUGGCUUGUCGUUAUCCAAGAUGAACACGGCUGAAAGGCUCAAGGCCUUUGGUACCUGUGCGGCCCACCUGACUGUAGUGUCCAUCUCCUACGGCUCGGCCUCCUUUGUUUACAUAUCUUACCGUGUGGGAAACUUCCCUGCAGAGGUCCGCAUCAUUGUCUCAGUUUUGUACACAGUGCUCACCCCCUUCCUCAACCCGGUCAUCUACAGCCUGAGGAACAAGGAGCUGAGAGACGCCAUCAAAAGCACCUUCUGCAGGCGUCCUGCGCUAGCUGCCAAAAGGCUAAUCAACACAGUCUAUCCCUGAACUCUUAUACUAAAGUUGUGGCCUAAACGUUUUUCCCUGCUGCAAACUGCAGCAGGUUGUACAUUUGAUUUCACCCGGUUAUUCUGCAGGUUAUUAUGAAAACUUUUAUUGCACAAUUCUCUUGUAGAGCAAAAUUGUUAUAAUACAAUUAUUAUUGGCCUUUAUAAUGUCGGCCUGUUUGAAUGUGUGCAUAUCCAAAUGUAAUGAUGUAUAUGAGGAAGAGGAUUCAUAGCUGAUUUGUUUUGGCCCUUUUUAGAUCUAAAUACAGUUUUCAGUGUUUUUUCAGUAGCCAUUGUUUAAUCAAUCCAUGCAUGCGAUUUAAUCAGCGAGCACUCAACUUCAUCUAAACAAAUUGUUAAAUGUAAAAUUAUUAUAUUGUUUUCACAUAUGUAUUUCAUGUGAAAAUUACACAUUAACUGCCAAUGAAUCUACUUUUGUGAAAUGAUCUCACAGAUUUUGCUCCUGUUCCUAUAGUUCCUGUUUUAAUUAAUUAACACCACCUGUGUAAA